GCACCGCGCGUGUUCACUCCAAAAGAAGUUUAAUUGUUGUUUUUGCAUUGUCACAAGACUCGCCUGGUGCCUGAGUAGGCUUCAGACACUGGGGAUGUGCUGUGGAGAUGUAAGGAAUGCGGUAAUUCCUCACUACAUAAUAGAGGGGGGUAAAAGGGAAGGCGUGCGUCCGGACGCUCACCGCCAACUAAACGCGAGAGGGACUACGCAUCAAAAGCAUCGAUAACAUCUCGCUCAUCAUUAAGAAAAUUUAAUGGAGUUAGAUUGCUUAAUUAAAUAGGUUGCGUUUAAGAUAUUGGACUCUCUGAAUUUAUAACAUUAUUUCUGAUGACCCCCAAUGGAGAGCAUCUAAAGGCAGACUCCUCAGCAUCUCCAUCCGAAGGAAAGCGGCUCUCUCUCACAACAACACCCGGAGAUUUCUACUCUGUCAGUGAUGGCUAUCAACACUGAUGCUGCCUUUGGGAAAAGCGCCCUGGGAGAAAGGGAAGUUUCCAAUCCUACCGACUUCCAGGACACAGAGAAGUUACUGAACACCACGACCACCGAGCCCAGCGGUGAGAGCAACAUCAAACAGUCCGACUCCUUCUCCCUCAACAUCCGCGGGAGUAUCCGCUCUCUGGACGCGGACCAGAACGGACACAGAUCACCGCUCAAGUCGGGCUCCGUGGGCCAGUUGGCGACCCCACCCAAGUCCUCGUCCCGACUCAGCCUUGGCCCCCUGCCCUCCCCGGUGCCGCCGGGGUCCGAGCCGCGGACGUACCUGUGGCUGGCGGUGUUGUCGUGUUUCUGUCCCGGGUGGCCGCUCAACAUCUGCGCGCUGUGGUACGCACAUGUGUCGAGGUCUGUUCUCCAUACAGGAGAUAUUGCAGGAGCAAGGAAGUAUGGGCGUUUGUCUGUGCUGCUCAGCUGUCUGGCAAUGCUGCUGGGUGUGGCUGUCAUCAUCUUCAUUGCAUUUACAAUAGACAAACAGACCCAGGACUGACCUGUGGGAUGACAGGAGUGACACUACUCUGCUUAAACUUCAUCUGAUCACAGAUUUGCACAGAAGAAUAAGGAGGACAAAUGAUUUCGAAGAUGAAAAAGCACAAAAUCAAACAGGCUGAGCAAGCUGAGGAGACUUUAACAUGCAACUUACACAUUUUUUUCUGCUGUGGACCACAUAAAAGAAAGUAAAAGGAAGGAAAGAAGAUGGAGGACCCCUUUUUUUCUAACACUAAUAACCCUGGAAUGAAGAAGGGACGACAGCAAAGUCAAACAUGAAGACAAAACAUUGUGUCCAAACUAGUGGUGCAGUGAUUUUCAUGGCAGACAAUAUGAUCAUAUAUAUCCUAUGAGACAAUAAAAGUUUCAGCACUGCUUUAUUGUAACAUGGAAUCUAUUGAAAUUACCAUUAACAAAGCAAACCUGACUACUUUACAUUAUUACUCAACUGAAUCUCCAAAUAAUAGACUUUUUGUGAUCAAUAUCAUUUUUUCAACAUCUUGAUAUAAACAAAUACCAGUCGAUGAUUUAAUCUAUAAAUAGUGUCAGGACACACCCAAAACCAUGACAAUUACACAGCACUAAAAUGUGCUUAAAAUAAAGUAUCAAAUCAGUAUUUACCAAAGUGUUCUUCUAGACUAAACAUAUCAAUAUCAUCUAGAAAAACAAAAAUCAGACACAUGAUUUGUAAACUGCUUAUGAGUCCACCACAAGAUGAUUUUUUUCUGACAGAAUACAGAAAAACCAUCAGUGCACCGCUAGUUUAAUGGUCAGUUUGUGAUGCUGCCACCGCCCGCUCUGAUUCUCUGAACAUCUACAACAAAGAGUGGGCUGAGUUUUCUUCCUGUUCUCCAAGUAUCAACACUGGACAUUUGAGACUGUGGGGAAACGUAUAAGCUGAUUUCAUACACUGUUGACAUCCACGUUUAAAGCCCAUGUAUGUACGUACGUUGAUCACAGUGAAGCUUCUCUGUAGUCAUAUGUGAUAUGUUGCUUUGCUUCUGUGUUAAAGAUAAACUGAACAGACUCGUGUUCAAAGUCUAAUGAACUGCCUGGAUCUCUAACCUUCAUGAAGUUAUGAUAUACUGCAAGAUAUGAAUGGGUUGUUCUCUCUGUAUGCACUGUUCUUGGCACUCUGAUGGUGAUGUUUAUACAUUUAUACUGUAUGACUGGUUUACUGUGCCAUAGUUUUGCAUGUUGGAAAUAAACCUGAAUGAGCAUGAGGAACCUGA
This is a messenger RNA of Sphaeramia orbicularis (orbiculate cardinalfish), 2213 nucleotides long. RefSeq names its product trafficking regulator of GLUT4 (SLC2A4) 1b (gene trarg1b). Gene Ontology annotation, cellular component: membrane. Lineage: Eukaryota; Metazoa; Chordata; Actinopteri; Kurtiformes; Apogonidae. The transcript has 3 exons. The record is from RefSeq and is a predicted model, not a curated record. The coding region runs from base 434 to 982 and encodes 182 amino acids.